AUGACAGCUGCUGAUAUUGAACUGACAUCAAAUGAAACUUACCAACAGAUGAGUUUCUAUUGUAUAAGUGCUCAAGGUCGAUCUCACAUAGAAUUCUGGGUAAAUUCUACAACGGAUGUCCAUUUUGCUCUGAUGACCGAGGACACUUCCACGCCGAGAAUCAAUUAUAGCCAGUUUUAUGAGAUUGUUAUCGGUGGAUGGCACAAUACAGAGUCAUGUAUUCGAGCACAAAGUGUUCAAUGUAAAAAAGUCAGUACCCCAGGUAUUUUAGAUGGUUCAAUGUUUGUUCAGUUCUGGGUCAGUUGGGACAAUGAUCAUGUCUAUGUAGGAAAAGGACCAAAGUCAUCCGGGAUCGUCAUGCUCUCCGAAACCAAACCCGGGUCUUAUGAAGUAAAUUACUUUGCUGUAAUGACGCAUCACAAAAGUGUCUGGAGAUUUGUUGAUGAUACAGAGUGUGAAAUGAGAGAGUUCAACAAUACGGAUUUGGUUACGGAAGAUAAAUCAUGUAAUGGUAUAACAACGUAUAGAUGUAAACCUGGAUUCCUUCUGACAGGUGGCAAUCUGACUCGCACGUGCAUGAUUGGUCGGGUAUGGGAUGGUGAACCCCCUGUGUGUACAGAUUGUGGUUGUACAUCAACAAAUCAUGUGUCAACGAAUAUGUCCAUAGAUUAUCUAAAGGAAAGAAUAUCACAGCUCACAAAGGAACUUAAAAUACACAAAAAUGUUACAAGCUCAUACUGGAGGUCUAAAACCAGCGCACCUGACUACAGGAUAUCCUCCAGAGGGAUAGGAUAUACAUUAGGAUACGGUUUAAUCGGUUUUAUGCUAGGUGUUAUCUUCAUUUCAGACCUUCAAAGGAUAGCAAACAACAACUUGCAGAAAAGAGUAAAUGUUGAAACUUGAAAUGAUGAUUAUCACGAGUGAACUGUCAAAAUGUGUAU
Messenger RNA from Saccostrea echinata, 941 nucleotides. RefSeq lists its product as uncharacterized. NCBI's taxonomy places the organism in Eukaryota, Metazoa, Mollusca, Bivalvia, Ostreida, Ostreidae. The record is from RefSeq and is a predicted model, not a curated record. Bases 1 to 903 code for a protein of 300 amino acids. The transcript has 3 exons.